AUGGGUAAAGCUGCCAAAAAGAAGUUUACAAGUGCCACUGGAAAUGGGCCUCAAGUGUCAGCGGAUAAGCAUUUGAGCUCGGUGUUCAAGUUCAACACGGAUUUGGGCCAGCAUAUUUUGAAGAAUCCACUCGUUGCCCAAGGUAUCGUCGACAAAGCGCAGAUCAAGCCCUCGGAUACCGUAUUAGAAGUUGGUCCCGGUACAGGCAAUUUGACGGUGCGUAUCUUAGAGCAGGCUCGUAAAGUCGUUGCCGUCGAAAUGGACCCUCGAAUGGGUGCAGAGCUGACCAAACGUGUACACGGAACUGCGGGCGAAAAAAAACUGGAGAUCAUGUUGGGGGAUUUCAUGAAAACCGAGUUGCCCUAUUUCGACAUUUGCAUAAGUAACACGCCGUACCAGAUUUCGUCGCCAUUAGUGUUCAAACUCAUAAAUCAGCCGCAGCCUCCAAGGGUGUCGAUUCUUAUGUUCCAAAGAGAGUUUGCCAUGCGGUUGCUGGCGAGACCAGGGGACUCGCUUUAUUGUCGACUUUCUGCCAACGUUCAAAUGUGGGCUAACGUUACGCACAUCAUGAAGGUUGGGAAAAAUAACUUCAGACCACCACCACAAGUGGAGUCGAGUGUUGUGCGUCUCGAGAUUAAAAACCCAAGGCCUCAGGUGGAUUACAAUGAGUGGGACGGAUUGUUACGGAUUGUGUUUGUUCGGAAAAAUAGAACGAUAGCGGCCGGUUUCAAGUCCAGUACUGUACUUGAAAUCCUUGAAAAGAACUACAAGGCGUACCUUGCGUCCGUGAACGACGGAUCUGAAAUGUUAGACGACACCACCAACUCCAUGCUCGACGUUGUCAAGCAGAAAAUCGAGACUGUUUUGCAAGGAACCGGGCUUUCAGACAAAAGAGCCGGUAAAUGCGAUCAAACCGAUUUUUUGAAGCUGCUUUACGCAUUCCACCAGGUCGGAAUCCACUUCGCUUGA
Molecule: messenger RNA, 969 nt
Organism: Lachancea meyersii CBS 8951
Lineage: Eukaryota; Fungi; Ascomycota; Saccharomycetes; Saccharomycetales; Saccharomycetaceae
Source: the annotation of a GenBank genome assembly